Messenger RNA from Mesorhabditis spiculigera, 1566 nucleotides. The record is from the annotation of a GenBank genome assembly. NCBI's taxonomy places the organism in Eukaryota, Metazoa, Nematoda, Chromadorea, Rhabditida, Rhabditidae.
AUGCCCAAAGAAGACACAGGCCCGCAGAACAAGCUGGCCGAACGUAUGAUGAUGCGGCAGGAGGCUGUGGCCGCCGAGAUCGGCUGUAGCAGCUCGGAGCAGCGUAAACUUCGAGAUGCCCAGCAUCAACAAGCCAUGGAUGCGACUCCGGCCCCGGCAGAGAAGAAGCCAAUGAUGUCAAACGAAGACGGAAAUCGAACGAAAACGGAAAUCCUGACCGCACAUAAGAAAAGGCAGCAGGAGGCUGCUGCGGCCAAGAUCGCUGAAGCAGCUCGCAAAAGGAUGGAGGAGAAAAACGCGUUGAAGAAACUAAUGGAUCAACGUAAACUUCGAGAUGCCCAACAUCAACAAGCCAUGCAUGCGACUCCGGCCCCGGCAGAGAAGAAGCAAGAGACCGUAAGGGACCCCUUUUCCUCCAUUCUCGGAACGGAAAAUUAUCACCUCUUGGCCAAAGCAGCCGACCUCAAGAACCUGAAAGGCACCCUGAAUGGGUUUGAGGCGUCUCUGUGUGGUUCGAACAGCUACUCGAUGUAUGAUUCUUUCCGGCGAGCCAUCUCGGAUGUUAGUGAGCACGUCAAGAAAAGCGACCAGCCGCUGGACUCUGAUUCGUUACUGUCGAUGUUCUUGGCGUGGAUUGCGCGUGCAGCCGGCUGCAAGAUCAACGCACUGCUGCCCCCUGGAGAAGUGUUUCCAGAAGCUGAAGCUUAUUUACUGAACUUGCGACAAGCUGGGCUUCCACAGGUUUAUAAGGACACCGAACGACCGGAAAAAGUUUCCUCGAAACGGCGACAGACAGUGCCUGAUGAACCGACACUCGAGGAAGAGAUACAGCGUAAUGUGAGGAACACGAUGGAUAUGUUGACGGCAUACAACCUCGAGGAUCUGAAGCCCCCUCAGGCGGCCCUUCUCUUGUUCGCCCUGUGUCGACAAGGCCUUUCGAACUACGAGCAUCUGAAGCUGAUUGGGGUCGUCGAGAAAUUGCUAGACUGUGAACAAGGACGGCAGCGCAUUAUAAUGCACGAAUUUGCGGCAAUCUUCGGCCAUUUGACGCAAGACCAGCAUUUGUCAACGAGCUGCGUCCGAAUCCUACGUCAAGCCGCUUGCGGUUGCGUGGCCGUAUGGCCGGUGCUCUCCUCGACGCUGAUUCAAAAGACCGAACGCGAGGAGCUGGCCGUCACUCCACUCGAGGACCUUUCGAAGGAAGACUACGUCGCUCAGCAUUUGCACAUUUUCAACGAGGCACUCGAAGAAGCCCAUUUUGACGUCAAGACGUACCUCGAGAUAUUCACGAUCACGGACUUGGCCUGCUGUCACUGUGUCGUUGCCCUCGCAAGAGACAGCAAGAAGUUCAACAGGAUCAUUAGCCGCGUGCAGAAAACAGUGCGUAAUCAAGAAUCGAUCGAGGGCGCCGAGUUGAAGCUGCGCCUGUUGUCCAUCGAGGGCCAUAUCGAGCAUACGCGAGCUGAGGAAACGGCUUCAACGGCGCGCGCCGAGCCCGACGACGCGCCUAGUGAUAUCGGCCUGGACACUUAUGCGGACGAUGUGUCGGAUUUGGAAUUUAGCGAU